ACGGGUAUACCAGUCAUUCAUAUAUUUAAAGUUAUUGUAGUUAAACUAUUGUGAACAGUCUUUAUUACAGAGGGAUAAUAAUUUUUAAAAAAUCAAUCUUAAAGUUGCAAAAUGACAGACGACCACAAGACUGCUAAUGUUGAUGCAGCAGAUGAUGCCAACGGUAAAAAGCGGGAAAUAAUCUUGGUCACUGGGAUGUUUAUCAUUCUCGCUGUAACCAUAGGAAUCGUUGUUUGGCAAACAGAGAAGAUACAGUCUGCCGGGAACAAGCAAGAAACACCAUCAAAUUACAUCAAACAAGUAACCUGGCCUAAAUAUUUGGACAACUUGUUGCUAUAUAAAGAUAUGACUUUUCAUAUUCAAAACGGAACCAAAUCUAUUCUGGAUGGAAAACUGAAUUGGCAGUCUGUAGAAUCAAAAUUGAGCGAUUGUUCCGGACAAGGCGGAAAUGACGUUUGUUUAGAAUGGACGAGUGAAACCAAGCUUCAGAUUAAGUCUUCGAAACAAACGAUACCCAGCCUGAAUACUGAAAUUUUAUGCCAUGAAUUUGAGAGACAGGCACUGAAAUGCACCAAUCAAGAACUCACAGACUGUUUUAACGUGUCGUCUGCUCAUUGGUAUGGCGGGUAUGCGGAUAAAAUUCAAAACUGGCCUUUCCAGAAAAAUUCAAGGAAAUUGUCUGCUUACUUAGUCAAUGAUUCUUAUGUCGGCGAAAUUGGAGGUGUUGUUGAAAGAUACUUCUUUUCAUCGUCGGGUGUCGGUAUUUUUAUUGAUCACAAUGUCCCUUUGUACUUCAGCCUUAAUCAGCCAGAUGAAGGAUUAAUGUGUUUUACUGCAAAAUAUGAAAAAUACCCGUAUUUCAACAAUGGUUCGACGUUUCCUGUACUGAAGUAUAAGGUCUGCCAAGGAGAAAAUAUUCUAGACAUUCAUAAGAAAAUGUCUGCCAUGUUUAUUGAAAAGCCAUCAGGAAUCCCAGACGAAAAACUCUUCAAGUAUCCCAUCUGGUCAACAUGGGCACAGUAUCACAAAGAUGUGAACCAGUCCACCGUGCUUGAAUUCGCUUCAAAUAUUUUAAAAUACGAUUUCACGCAUGCGCAAUUAGAGAUUGAUGAUGACUGGACUCCGGCUUAUGGUGACAUGAAUUUCAACACACAGAAGUUUCCAAAUGCAACACAAAUGGUAAGGGAAUUAAAUGACCUAGGGUUCAGAGUGACAGUAUGGGUACACCCAUUCUUCAACGUAGAUUCUACUUCAUUUACGUAUGCAGGUGUACAUUCCAUGUUGGUACGCCAGUUCGAGAGCUUGGGUCCAGCAAUGACACCCUGGUGGGAUGGAAACCUUGCUGGAAUACUUGACGUGUCGAACAGAUCUGCUGUCGAGUGGUUCUUAAAUAAACUUUAUUAUCUCAAACAAACUUACAAUAUCAGCUCCUUUAAGUUCGAUGCUGGUGAGACAUCUUGGUUGCCACACAUAUAUAGUAAUGCUGAAAUGACUUUGAAUCCUGUGGAAAUGUAUCCAAUUAAAUGGGUUGAGCUGGCAGCCGAGGCUGAUAACACAUUUCAUCAAGAGGUUCGAGUUGGUUACAGAACACAAAAGUACCCAAUCUUUGUACGCAUGAUGGAUAAAAUGUCUAACUGGGGCCAUGACAAUGCAUUUAAAACCAUAAUUCCAUGCGUUUUUACUUACGGGCUACUUGGAUAUCCGUUUGUACUUCCGGACAUGAUUGGCGGAAAUGCAUACAACAAUCGACCUGAUCCAGAACUUUAUAUUCGUUGGUUACAACUCAACACGUUUCUACCCAGCAUGCAGUAUUCCAUUGUCCCGUGGAUGUACAAUGAAACUAUAAUAAAUAUCACGCAGAAAUUCACUAAAAUGCAUGAACUGCAUUCUGACACAUUUAUAAAGUAUGCAAAAAUUGCAAAAGAAACCGGAGCACCAAUUAUUCGCCCACUAUGGUGGAUAGCACCACAAGAUGAAGUCGCUUUGACGUGUGAAGAUGAAUUUCUUGUCGGGGAUGAUUACUUGGUUGCACCGGUAAUGGAAGCGGGUGCAAGAUCACGUGACAUUUACUUUCCAAUUGGGCGUUGGCGCAAUCAGUUUCAUAAUACAAGUGAUAUAAUUGAAGGCCCUAAAUGGAUAUUCAACAUCUCUGUUGACCUAGACAAACUUGCCUUUUAUAAAAGAGAAACUGUCUAAGCUGUGUAAACAACUUACUAAAGGAUUUUUAACUUGUAUCUGGUUCUUGCGAAUUAUACUCAAAACAUUCAUAAAUACACUUGUUUUUCAAGUU
Mercenaria mercenaria is the source of this 2290-nucleotide messenger RNA. Its product is annotated as myogenesis-regulating glycosidase-like. The coding region runs from base 112 to 2196 and encodes 694 amino acids. NCBI's taxonomy places the organism in Eukaryota, Metazoa, Mollusca, Bivalvia, Venerida, Veneridae. Gene Ontology annotation, biological process: carbohydrate metabolic process. The transcript has 2 exons. The record is from RefSeq and is a predicted model, not a curated record. Gene Ontology annotation, molecular function: hydrolase activity, hydrolyzing O-glycosyl compounds.